Molecule: messenger RNA, 696 nt
Organism: Gastrolobium bilobum
Lineage: Eukaryota; Viridiplantae; Streptophyta; Magnoliopsida; Fabales; Fabaceae
Exons: 1
Coding region: 1-696 (231 amino acids)
Source: RefSeq, a predicted model, not a curated record
AUGGCUCAAUACCAUAAGCACGUCCUAUGCUUCGUAUUAAGUACUCUAGCAGCUGCUUAUGGCAGCAUGGCAAUGGACUAUGUUGUGUCCAACAAUGCUGGAAACAGCAUUGGUGCUGCACGCUUUGACAAAGAAAUAGGUGCAGAAUAUGCCAAGCAAACACUCAGCUCUGCCGCUGAAUUCAUAGAGAGCCUGUUUCAGCAGAACAAUAAUAAUAAUAAUGCUGACAGCAAAAGUGUCCAAAAAGUAAGCAUGAUAGUUGAAAACAUUGAUGGGGUCGCAUUUGCUAGCAACAAUAACAUUCAUGUUAGUGCAGGCUACAUUGAAAGGUACCCUGGAGAUAUCAAAAAGGAGAUUACUGGGGUGUUGUAUCAUGAAAUGGCCCAUUUGUUGCAGAAUGAUGGAAUGGGUGAGGCUCCUUCAGGACUCAUUGAAGGCAUAGCUGAUUUUGUGAGGAUGAAGGCUGGAUAUGCAGCAGAAAACUGGAACCCUCCAUGUGUAGGGUAUGAUUGGUGCCAAGGAAACGAAGUCACAGCUCAUUUUUUGAACUAUUGUGAUGGUAUCAGAAAUGGGUUUGUGGCUGACUUGAACAAGAAGAUGAAGACUGGUUAUAGUGAGAGUUACUUUAGUGAGCUGCUAGGGAAGCCAGUUUCUCAGCUGUGGAGUGACUACAAAGCUAUGAAUAUGACCAACUAA